UCAUCAGUAUGUCAUCACUUGAAACAAGAUAUAAUUUUGAUUAUAUCAAUUCAUUGGAGUAUGAUCAAUUGCUUGCUUGUCUGUGAUAAACCAGCCAUGAACAUUGGUCAAGCUGACCUCUUUGUGUUGACUGACCAGUCAAUGUGACCGUUACUUUUGUGACUGGUAGUCUGGUAUGGAGCAAAAUGUAUUAACUGUCACGAAUUAGAUUUGUAGUGGCCUCAUUUAUUGCAUAGGAAAUUCCAAAAAUGUUUGAAAGUUUUCAAUCUAUAUCUGUGGGUGUUGCAGCAUUUGGCGUGACUGUUCUAUACCUGAUACCCUCGCCAAUUGAUCCCAAACCAUACACAUUCAAUUUUACCUUACCGCGUCUGGAAGGAAGCUUAAAAGUGAAUACCGCACUUACAAAGGUACAGAAACUCUUUGAAGGCAAAGUAAUUGGUCCAGAAUCCUUUGCUGCUGCGAGUGAUGGUACUAUAUUUACUGGGACCGGAGAUGGUAAAAUUUGGUCAUUUAAAGGUGAUAAACUGGAAUUAAUAACAAGAACCGGAAUAGAUCAUGAUGAUUGUGGAUCGUUUAAAUUAGAGCCAGAAUGUGGACGACCUAAAGGAAUGAAAGUGGACAAAGAUGGCAACCUUGUGUUAGUAGACGCUUAUAAAGGUUUAAUUCGGGUCAAUUUGAAAACAAAACAACAAAAAACACUGUUAUCACCAAAUUCGGAUAAGUUGAAGAAACCACUACGAUUUCUUAAUGGACUGGAGAUCACAAAAGAUGGGAUUAUAUAUUUUACAGAUUCCAGUACUAAGUGGGAUCGACGUAAUUACAGAUACGAGGUAAUUGAGACGAACAACCUAGGUAGAUUAAUCGAGUAUAAUCCUAAAACAGAUGAAGUAAAAGUGUUAUUAGAUGGUCUAUAUCUAGCUAAUGGUCUAGCCUUGUCAUCUGAUGAAUCCUACUUAGUAAUUGCUGAAAUGAGCAUAAGUAAAUUAACAAAAUACCAUCUUGCAGGGCCAUUAUCUGGCCAAUCAGAAGUUUUCAUCGACAAUUUACCUGGUUAUCCAGACAACGUCAGGUUGAACAGCGCUGGUAACUUUUUCGUUGGACUUGGUUCAGUUAAAUUUGAGGGAUCGAGUUAUCUUGGACCCUUUCUUGAUAUAAUUGGACCAUAUCCUGCUAUAAAAAGAUUAUUAACCAAGAUUACCCCAUUACCUUUGUUUGAUAUAUUCUUACCACGUCAUGCCAUUUUACUGGAGGUCAGCCCUGCUGGUGAAAUAAUAAAGAGUUAUCAUGAACCAACGGACACGGUUUUAAGAGCUGUCGGUGAAGGAUAUGAACACAAUGGAAAUGUAUAUAUUGGACAUUUUACUUUGCCGUUUGUUGGAAAGAUCAGCAUAAAAGAAUUAACGGAAAGUUUACACGACCAGGAUUGAAAAUAAAUAAAAAUAAAAGUUACAUUCGAUGUCUUAAUUACUGAUUUUGAAAAAUAACAAGAUUGUGGACAGUAAGCAUAGUAUGAGUCGCUAAUCUGAAAUCAAAUAUGAACUUCCUGGGGGAAGAACCUGGUAAGAAAAAGGGUCUAAUCUUUUGAAUGGGACGAAAUAGCGAAGUCCCGUGUACACAUUGGCAUGCACGUAAAAGAAUCCUUGGAAUUAUACAAAAAGUAGAUGGAAACACCGCUGUCCGGGCAAAACUUCUUCCAUUGCACACUACAUGGCGUAUGUCCGUCUUGAUAAGCCCGGUUGGGACAAGGAAGUGAAACCUUAAAACUCAUUUCAUGGACUUCCGAGUAACAAAUUACUUCCAAAGUACGGUUAUUUUGCCCCUAUCAAUGCUCUCCCAUAUUUCGGAUUAAUCUGGUGGUCUGACAUUUCUAUAUUUCACAAUUAAAGGGCGUAUGGCUAUAUUUUUCGGAACCUUGAAAUAGACAAAAAAUGUUCUAA
Patella vulgata (common limpet) is the source of this 1937-nucleotide messenger RNA. RefSeq names its product adipocyte plasma membrane-associated protein. The record is from RefSeq and is a predicted model, not a curated record. The coding region runs from base 249 to 1427 and encodes 392 amino acids. The transcript has 9 exons. NCBI's taxonomy places the organism in Eukaryota, Metazoa, Mollusca, Gastropoda, Patellidae. Gene Ontology annotation, molecular function: strictosidine synthase activity. Gene Ontology annotation, biological process: biosynthetic process.